Brassica napus (rape) is the source of this 1524-nucleotide messenger RNA. Its product is annotated as MATH domain and coiled-coil domain-containing protein At2g42475-like. The record is from RefSeq and is a predicted model, not a curated record. NCBI's taxonomy places the organism in Eukaryota, Viridiplantae, Streptophyta, Magnoliopsida, Brassicales, Brassicaceae. The coding region runs from base 81 to 1427 and encodes 448 amino acids. The transcript has 4 exons. Gene Ontology annotation, molecular function: protein binding.
CACCAAUUCAUCAUACAAAGUUCCUGAAAAAUUCUUCUUUGCUAGAAAUAACCAAAUUUACCAGAUUUUUUAAGUCGAAUAUGUGGGAUCAAAGACCUAGUUUCAGGUUUGAGAUAGAUAACUUCUCGGACAAGAAAGCUGUCAUAACGUCUAAGGAUUUCGUGGCUGGCGGAUGCGAAUGGUAUCUUGCAGUUCAUCCUAAGGGAAAUUAUAAUGAUCAGUUGUGUUUGUUCCUCUACGUUGCAAAUCUUGAAUCCUUGCGAACUGGUUGGAAGAGAAGUGCUAAAUAUUACUUCCUUGUGUUGAAUGAUUCCAACAAAGAACUCUAUAAAUCAUCAAUAUUGGGAAAGGAAAGCAAAUUGUUUUGCGCUGAGAAUCCAGCACGGGGUACCCGAAAGACGUUGCCUCUAACCAAGUUUCAGGACAAAGGGUUUUUGGAGAAGGACAAACUCAUCAUUGAAGUCUACAUUAAUGUUGUUGAAGCUUUUGAUGGAGAAGGCGAGGACAUCACUGGUUUUGCUGCUCAUGUUGCUUCAGUGAAAAAGAUAUUCGCGGAGACAGAAUACAAGAAUACUCUAAGCAACGCUUGCAGCAAGUUGAGUGAUCUUGCGGAAGUAGGAGUCAAGCUGGACUGGUUGAAGUCAAUGUUUGAUGAAGUUUCCUUCAAGACGAAGAACGCAGACGACGGUGCUGAUGAUGAGUCUCUGGUCCAACAACUCGAGGAACGCAUCAAGAAUCUUGAACUAAUGGUAUCAGGCUUCAAGAAGGACUGUUCCAAGUCAAAGUCCAAGAUGAAGAAAUCACAUGCUGCUGAUGAGUGUCGUUUCCAAAAACUUGAAGAAGGCGUCAAGAAUCUUGAGCUGAUGGAAAUAGGGUUGAAACUGGACAGUUUGAAGUCGAAGCUUGAGGAGGUUUCCUUGGAGAAUAAGAUAUCACAUGAUGCUGAUGAGUCUCGGGCCAAACUACUCGAGGGACGUGUCAAGAACAUUGAGCUAAUGGAAACAGCCUCUAAGCUGGACAGUUUGAAGCUGAAGCUUGAGGAGAUUGCCUUGGAGAGGAAGAAAUCAUAUGAUGCUGAUGAGUCUCGUGUCCGACAACUCGAGGAACGCAUCAAGAAUAUUGAGCUGAUGGAUUUAGGAUUCAAGCUGGACUGUGUGAAUACGAAGCUUGAUAAUGCUGACGAGUCUCGAGUCCAACAAUUCGAGGAACGUUUCAAGGACUUGUCAGGGAAUGUGGGAUUCACGCUAAAUUGUUUGAAUACAAAGAUUGAGGAAGUGUCCUUAGAGAGGAAGGAAUCUGAUGAUGUUCGGUUCCAACAACUUGAGGAAAGCGUCAAUAACAUUGAGCUGAUGGUGUCGUCUCUCGAAGAUGAACUAGACAAGAAGAAGGAUAAACCUUCUAAUGAUGGAUUUUGGUUGGUCGACUAGGUUUGUCUUGAAGACACUAGUGUCCGUUCAUUUUUCUCAUGUUUUGGUUUCUAGUUUUGCACUGUGAAUCCUAUAGUCUAGAGAUUCCACAUAAUCA